Stylonychia lemnae is the source of this 243-nucleotide messenger RNA. NCBI's taxonomy places the organism in Eukaryota, Ciliophora, Spirotrichea, Sporadotrichida, Oxytrichidae. The record is from the annotation of a GenBank genome assembly.
AUGCUCGACGAUUGCCAAAAGAAAACUAUCCAGAAGGUCGCAAAGCCAGGUCACAUCAUACUAUUUGUUUUGAACAUCUUAUUGCCAGGCUGGGGUACUAUGAUUUCUUCCUGUAUCUCUUUGAAUGGGUUCAGUUCAGCUACUCUUAUCACUGGAUUUCUGCAAUUCAUUACCUGCUGGCUAAUCAUUGGAUGGCUUUGGAGUAUCUGGUGGGGUUACCUUAUCUUUAAGAAAUCUGAGUGA